This is a messenger RNA of Xyrauchen texanus (razorback sucker), 5132 nucleotides long. RefSeq lists its product as uncharacterized. Gene Ontology annotation, molecular function: GTP binding. Lineage: Eukaryota; Metazoa; Chordata; Actinopteri; Cypriniformes; Catostomidae. The coding region runs from base 50 to 1867 and encodes 605 amino acids. The transcript has 4 exons. The record is from RefSeq and is a predicted model, not a curated record.
UCUCAAGGCAAGUUCUUCUCUAAUGGUCUCUUAAGGACACCUUAUAUUGAUGUCUCAACAUAUCAAUGACAAUAACUCCAGUGGUUACAGCAGUGCCUCAGAUCACAGCAUGGACCGACAUCCUUCCAUGAACCAGACAAUGAGGAACAACACCAGAGAGACGGGUGUCUGCCAGUCUGAUCAUUUGAACAGAUCUCAUCAUGAUGCCAGUCUAAUUAAUCCCAGCCCUCCAGCACAGUACCGUCUGAACACAGAAAGAACAAACUUUGAUGGGUCUGAUGGAAAGGUCAGACUGUGGACAUAUGGACGAAAAGACAGAAGAAAGCAAAACAAAGUCUUACUGAUGGUGGGAGAAACUUGUACUGGAAAGACCACCAUCAUCAACACCAUGGUCAGCUAUUUACUGGGGGUGAAGUUUGAGGAUGAAAAGUUUUAUGAGAUCACAGAAGAACAAGAACAAAAAGAUCAAACUAAAUCCCAAACAUCUGCAAUCACUGUCUAUGAGGUGUUUGAUGAUGAGAACCCAAUAUCUCUCACCAUUAUUGAUACUCCAGGAUAUGCACACACUGAAGGAUCUGAGAAAGAUGGAGAGGUUGCUGAAUAUCUGACCAAAUUAUUUUCAAGUGAGUUUGGGAUAAAGUUUAUUGACGCAGUUUGUUUUGUGAUGAAUGCGUCUCAGAAUCGUCUCUCUGGAAAAGAGUUUUACAUCUUCCACUCAGUUCUGUCUCUGUUUAGUCGAGAUAUUGAGAACAACAUUGUGUUCUUACUCACAUAUUCAGAUGGAGGACCACCAACAGAUGCAAUAAAUGCCAUUAACACAGCUGAGAUCCCCUGCAGAAGAGAUGAAGACAAUCAGCCUGUUCAUUUCUUAUUCAACAACCGUCAGAAAGAGACAAGAGACAGACAGUAUAAUCAUGUUUUUAAAUCAGCUUGGGAACUGGGAGAGGAAAGCAUGGAUCAAUUAUUUUCACUACUGGAUGAAAACAACAGAAAAAGUCUCAAGAUGACUUUAGAUGUUCUGAUAGAGCGGAAACGACUCGAGGCCUGUGUCUCCAACCUGAACGAGCGAAUUAAAGAGAAGGAGAUAAAAACGGAAGAACUGAGAGAGAUUCAGAAAGUCCUCGAACAGAACAGGGAAAAAAUAAAGAAUUGUGAAAACUUUGAGUUUACAGUCGACAGAGUUUACAAAGAAAAAGUCCCCAUUGAGAAUGAAUGGUGGUGGAACAGUAAAGCGACCUGCUGCACUGACUGUGAGGAGAACUGUCAUCUGUACGGCUGCUCGUGGGUCUCUCCCAAUAAUCUCUCAGAGUGUUAUGUCAUGAAAAACAACAACUGUACUGUGUGUGCAGGGAAGUGUCAUUACACCAAACAUGUCAAAGAGAACAAAAAAUAUGUUUCAAAGACAAAGAAAGUCACUCUGACAUUUAAAGAUCUUGAAAAGGAGUAUGAACGCACUGGUGACGAGCUUGAGACCAGAUUUGACAAAGAAGAAUAUGAAAAGAUUAAAAAUGAACAUGAAAACAACAUGAAACUGGAGGAGGAGAAAACAGACAUAGAGAAGAAAAAUAUCAGACGACUGGCAGAAAUUGAACAAAAAAAGUCCAAACUGGUGGAUGAAGCUUACAGCACCAUCAUGAAUCUGUGUAAGAUUGCACUGAAAGCAGACAGCGCGUUCACUCUUCAGUAUCUGGAUUUCUUGAUUCCCAGACUGAAGGAGGACGGAAAAGAGGAAUGUGUGAAGAAUCUGGAGGAUCUGAGAAAAGCUGCAGACGAGGAGAAAAAUAAGGGAGCUUUACGUCAACUAAGAGAAUAUACUGGCCGAAAAUUAAACACAUUUUUCAAUUAUUUCUCUAUUAAAAAGGAAUAAAAUGAAACAAAUAUUUUACACACAAGAUGAAAAAGCAGAAUGGAUGUUUCAUGAGACUGUAAAAAAAAUAUUAUUUCACAAACUAACACUUUAUACCGAUCAGUUAUUUGGAUUUUACUCUAAACACUCAAUUAAGCAUUAAUUUAGUUAUAGUCUACCUGUGAAAGGAUUAGGAAUAUAAUAUAAUAUAAUAGAGAAUUGUUGGUUGCAAAUGGAUAAAAAAUUGCAGAACGUUGUUAUGGAGCAUGUGUGACAUGGACGGGUUAAGCCGCAGUGCACCAAGAUGCAAGCUGGGAUUUCAAGUCGUGUGUCAAAGCACAUUUUUAGUGUGGCACCCUUCUGGCCCCGGCCCUGCUUCUGACCAAUCCUGUCUUAGCAACUGUUGCCCUUUUGCCAUAAAUCUGACAUGCAUUUGCUAUUUUCCAAUGAGAGCCUAUGAAAUUAAUGUGUGUUUAAGUUUUUUAAGCAGGAUUUUAUAAAAAUAUAUAUAUAUAUUUGACAGGUGUUACGACCCUCCACUGGUUAUUAUUGUCUAGUGAGUGAAGAGGCGACAUCAGACCACCCGAAGCACAAAACACACCAUUAAAACACAGAGAGGGAAUGAGCCAGACAGAAAACAGUGUAGUAAAAUAUAUACAUGGGAUUAUUUACAAUUUGCAACCGUGGCACAAAAAUAGAAAAACGAAAAGGUAGAAACAAAAAUCUUCAAUGUCCGUGACAUCGUAUCUAAACUAUAUGAACUAACUGAACAAAAAAACAGAUCGGAUGGCACUUGCACCUGACCUAAUGUAUAUAUACAGCAACAUAUUCUGUGUGCACAAUGUGCGUCACGUGACAUAAUUGAUAUGUCCCUUUUCCUCCAGCCAGCACAAACACAAUGAAAUGAUCCAAUAACUCAGAAAUGUGAAGGAAUGAACACAACGGACUGUAAGAUAAUGUUGUGUAACAAACAGCAACACACUGGCAAAGCUAAACAGUUUGAUAAAUCAAAAGAAAGAAACAAACGAUAAGAAUUACAAAUUUACAGUUUACAACAAAGUCAAAAUCACAGUCAAAACUAACAAGGAAACAAGUUAUCAAAGCGAGUCUAAACAUACGAAAAAUCUGAAUGAGGAGCUCCCGAUGUUCUUCUUCAAUGUUUUAUGGAGUUUGGCAGACCAACUUGUGAGUGUGAGCACGCUUCCACACUUAAAGCUCAGCUCCCGGUGUUUGCGUGCCCUUUUAUAUCUUUGCAGGCUUCCGGUUCUGGGCAUAUAUCACUCUGUGACAUCAUCAAGUCGGAUUAUUCCGGGUGAUUGGCAGUGGAGAAAACCAACCAGAACGUUAAACCUGCGAAAGUUAAAGUGAAAGACAGAAACCGGAAGGAAAACAGGGCGAAAGAAAAAAAAAGAGCACUCAAAAUGAAACGACACAUAUUAACAUCACGUGGGGCCGUAACACCAGGUCAUUUGUAAUACUGACACGAGUAACCCAGAGAGGGUAAACACAGUGAUUUUCUUUCUCUUUUUUUUUAAAUAUUCAGAUUAAUUCGAAGAGCAAGUUAUGGAUUAAACUGUCAGUCCUCAUUCCCAAAUGAGCAUAAAACAUCUGCAAUAGCACCUACAUUUGCUCCAAGAUAAAUUAAAUCUAAUCACUGAACGUUUAUUCAUGUAUGUAUUGAUUCAAUUCAUGGUAAAUCGAUAGUAAUUUAACAGUUCACAGCAUCAAAAUGAGUGUUAUGAGACAUUAUAAACAGCUCUGUUCACUUACGCUAUAAUGUUAUUAGAUGUGUAAUCAAAUACAAAAUGACAAUAACAAUAAUUGCAAUAAAAUCAGUAAAAAAAAUACAAUAUUAAUACAAAAUAUUACAAGUAAAUAAAAUAAAUUAAAAACAAAAUAACACAAUUAAGAACUACAUAGAUAGGGGUAUUAAAAUCUCUAAUAACAAAAUAAAUACAAAAAUCCUUCAAAAGGAAAAUAUUUCAAGGCAUUACAACUAUUUCUGCAUUAGACAUCCGGGAAAUCGUUCGAGUUUAUGCAAACAAAAUUGUGUGACAUCAAAUGAAAUAGCCAACUAAUAAAUUAUUAUAUUAUAAAUAUCUCCCAUUUAUUUUAAUAGAAGUGUCCCGUCUCUGCUAAAUAAUCUCUGGAAACAUUGAUUAGGCUCAAAUACAAUUAUUUUUAAUGACUGUUCAUUUUACUUUAGAAAUACUUUGAUGAUCCAUCAAUAUAAUUUUUCCAUGAAGAUACGUGUAAGUGAAAAACUGAAAGUGAAUAUAUAUAUGUGUGUGGCAGGGCGGAGGGCGGGGCUGGUUCUUGAUCCUACACACCCUGUCCCGUAUUAGGCUAAUCAAGCCUCCGAGAGGGAUAAAGGUCGAAUGCAGGGGAUGGUGCGAGAGAGAUAGAGAGUUUACGGACAUGUCCGUCAUGUUUGUGUGUUUUGUCUUUUAAGUUUAUCAUUAAAAUAUGAUUUAUAUUGUCAAGCCGGAUCUCGCCUCCUCCUUGCACGUCUAAAUUAAUUUACACUGGUGCCGAAACCCAGGAAGGAGGAGGGAUAUGGCGUAGUAGAGUUCUCGCCACUACCAUCCAGGGGCUGGAGGACUGCCUCUUAUCCGUCCGGAGAAGCGUGGCUGUCGUCCGUUAGAGAGUGGAGGAGUGGCCGAGGAACAAGUUACGGCGUAUCGGAGAACUGCCGAGUUUUUUUUACCCUGAGAUCUUGUUUUGUUGAUGAGUGUUAAAAGUUCUCAGGCAUUGUUCAAUGUGUGCUCCAGCCUGCUUAAAUAUAAUCUGUGAUGCGUGAUUUAUUUUGAGAUUUUGUAGGUUUGUUUUGGCAUGGAUCUGCAGUAAUAUGGUUCCUGUAAUAGAAGAUCUUCACAGGAAAUGGGUUGCAGUAAUGGCAAUGAUAAAAGGAUAGCAGCUUAAUUUUAAGGUGGUGAUGUCAUCUGGAUGUGAGGAAGUGGAACGACAGGCUCAGAUGUUAAACUUGAGCUGUUCACUGAGUCUCAUUCUAUGUAAGCCGAUAAACAAAUACAAAAUAAUGUUAAUGAUAAGAAUAAUUAAAACCAGACAGAGAUUUAAUGCCAUUUAAACUGAACACUUGAACCAUCAGAUUUAUGAGACAAGUGGAUUUUGAUCUAUGAUCAAUUUUAGUCUAUUAUUUCACUUUUUGCUUUUAUGUAAUCAGUCAUUGUUAAAGUUCUGUGAUGCUGAAAUGAUUUUGACAAUUUUACCGCAUUUGUACACCCUCUUCUCCAUGUUUGAAUAAAACAGCAACUUAUUAUCGUCA